UUAUAAUUUAUGUCGAUUUUAUUUUAUUGAAAAUUAAUGCUUGUGAUAUCAAAUUAUCUUUUAAGCAAUAUUUUCAAUCGUUAUUUUUAAACCUCGACUUAUUGAUCGUUUCGCGUCGCUGUCUACUUAACAAAUGUUUCUGCAGCGAAUUUUUCUGUAAUAAUUAUUUGCAUAUUCUAAGUGUUAAAUGGCGAUUAAUAUGACUAAUCACAAAAUAAGUUCUCUUUGAGGAUCGCGCGGCAUAGUUAUGCGCGAAUCGAUGUAAGAGUUGAAUUAAAACUGUUACUUGCACUUUAUUGUACAUUUGUGAAGACACUGACUAUUUCGUUUAAUGAAACUUUUUAUUCUACGCAGAAUGCGGUCUAUUUGUUUAGAUUAUACAUAUUGUGCAGGUACCAACUAAAAUAUCAUUAUUAAAUUUUAACAUCGAUUAUGCUAUCCAAAAUUCUGCAUUACUUUUUAAUUUUGCAUAUACAUAUUUAUUUUCAUGUGUGAACAAAUGAGAUUGGAAAGCGUCGAAUAUAUGUAGCUUUAAAAAUAGAAUAAAUUGUUAACGAUAAUAAUUUAACAUUAUUAUAAUAAUAAUACGUUUAGGAAAAAAGAAUUGUUCCAUAGAGUUGAAGUGGUUUAUAAAAUCUUUUACGCGAAACACUGAGCGUUGAAAACUUUCCGAUCUCAAGCUUGGCCUCGACACCUUGGCGAUUUCGCAGAGUUACCAGCACAGAUUACCGAAUCGUAACGAGAUUUUUACGAAACGAACGAUGAUUUCUGAUUUGACGUUUCUUUUGCGUCUGUUUCAGACCAUAGUUUGCCAUUGCUCUAUGAAUUGGUGCCCAUCGCGAGAAAGAAACAACCGAUGUACCAUCGAGUCGACGUCGACACCAAUUUACUCGCCACGAAGCCGAAGUUUCCCUGUCCUACGUGUCCAAGUGUCUUCAGUCACAAGAACAAUCUUUAUUAUCAUUCGAAAUUCGAGUGCGGCCAGUUGCCGCGAUUUAAAUGUCCUUACUGCACCUAUCGCACGAAGCACGUGUCGAACGUGCGUGCUCACGUGCGUAGGAAACAUCCUGGCAAUGAUGUAUAUGCUAUCGACGUGUGCAAACUAGACUCGUAAAAUAACGUCAAGACUCGUAAAAUAACCCAGGUAUUCAAAUGGUAUAAUUAAAAAAAAAUUUUUUUUUUUUUAGCCUGUUUCUACUAACGGAGAUUAACUUUAAGCUGGGUUUAACUUAUUCUUUAUCUUUUUCUAAUUUUUGGAACUAGAAUAAGAUAACAAAGUAAGUUAAACACGAUUAAAGUUACGUUUAAAUCCACGUUGGUAGAAAAGGGCGUGGAAAGACUCUUUAUUUUUGCGCGUACGAUUCUAUAGAAACGCGAUCUCAUUUUCUGUGUUCUGAGUUACAAUACAAAACAAUCUAUUUUUAUAAUUUUAAGCAAAGAAUGCAAAAGUUACAAUUUUUUUUCUAGUCGAAUGUAUGUAUUACAUAUAUUUGUGAGAUACGAUAAGUCACGUUAUUUUCUUUUGUAGUAUAUGAUCAAUAUUUUAAUCAACAUAAAUUGUAUAUAACGUUAUGACAAGGUGAGUCUUACUCUUCGUUGUCUUCCAUGUAAUGAAAUUGCGACGAUAAUUCGAUGUUUUAUAAAAUACUGAUGAACAGAAGCAACAUUUCAAUCGAUUACUGUAUACACACAAGCGCAUUUAUGUAUUUAUGUAUAAUAUAACAUUAAUAAUAAUCUGAUUAUAUUUAUAUAUAAGAGAAUUGUAGAUGAUUUGAUACGAAACUUGUUUCUCAACAUUGCAUAUAAAUUGUUUAUAAUCUACUGUGUUAUUUUAUACCAUCUUUUUGUACUUUUUAUUAUUUAUUGUACUACAAUAAAUUAUAGGUGAUUAUACGCUCGUCUAAUUGGUAGUUAAUAUUAAUUUUACUUCGUAGUUAAAUUAAUGCUCGAUAUUAAAUUAACUUUUAGGCAAUAUAAUCUAAGCUAUUUUUAAUAAGCGUCGAAUGCUUUCUCUCUCAUGUCGUUGUUUACCUAGUAAAUUCUCACAUCUUCACGCCCUCGCCGAAUUGUUUCUUUUGUAAUGAUUCGUCGUUCUUUCGCGUUCCAAGUCAACUGGCAAUUAACCCGGCUAAUCAAUAGGACAUGUGCAUUUUUCAGAAGGAAAGCAUUCAUCGAGGAGCACGCGACGCAGAUAUGCAAAUCAAUCUGUUCAUAAGGCCCAGCACCCACGGCAGGCAUGCAAACAGGUGUACUACUGCCCGAGAUGUAACGGAUCCUUCAAUUGGCGCUACAAUCUCCAGCAUCAUCUCAAGUUCGCGUGCGGUCAGUCGCCACGGUUCAACUGCCCAUACUGUUCCUUCCGUACGAAACAUACGUCGAACGUGCGGGCCCACGUGCGCAGGAAGCAUCCUGGCCGCGAGGUCUACGUCGUCGAUAUCCUCAGCUGGCAGCAACGCGGCGAAUCGACGUCUGUCGCGUCGUGAACCUACGACUCUACAGCGACAUGGACUUCCUCCACAAUAAAAGACGUCGUCCUCAAUUGAACUACGGUAGUCCUGAGAAACAUUACUCCCCUCACGUGUGACAUAUCUUUCCUUCCCGCGGAAGAUCCACGCCGUUUUUGUGUCGUGGCGAAAUGAGUGGCUACUGAUCGCACGAUUCUCGACAUCUAACAAGAGAUCUAAUGUUUAUUUUACUGAUCGCUUACUUGAACACUCGAGAAGACUGUUCUCAUGUCUCCCUCCCUCUUUCACUAUCUUUCUUUUUCUCCCGGUAACUGAAAUGGAUAUAAAGUCAAAAUAGAGAUUUAGAUGUUUGUCACGGGCUUUAUGGAUGACGAAGACGUUCUGUGCUUUUUUUGCAGUCUCCGAGUCGACGUCGACGCGCACGUGGCGGAAAGACUAUAAUCGGUCGGUUGCGAACAGGGACCUCGUCAUCUCGUCGCGCGAUCAAAACGCUAAAUCGUUUCCAUGUGGCAAUUGCAGCAGCGUGUUCAGCAUGAAGCACAAUCUUCAGUAUCACUGGAGGAUCGAGUGCGGUCAACCGCCGAGAUACAAUUGUCCAUAUUGCGUCUACAGGACGAAACAUCCGUCAAACAGAUUCAAUCGGACGGCGUGCAACGAUUUCAUGCGCAUUCCAAUCAAUGUGUCUACAACCCCGACGGAGCGCAACAAUGCAGGAGUUACCCUUGUCACAAGUGCGGCAGCGCGUUUACACGCAAGAACAAUUUGUAUAAUCAUCUCAAGUUUCAAUGUGGUCAAUUGCCGAGGUUCAACUGUCCAUAUUGCUCGUACCGUACGAAACACUCGUCGAACGUGAGGUCUCAUAUACGCAGGAUACACCCCAAUGAAAGUGUCUAUGUUCUCGACAUUAGCAGCAAGCAGAACUAUCAGUCGAAAUGAACGAUGCAAAGUUUUUUUUGUUUUUGUUUUUUUUUUACAAGCUUUCGUCUACAAGCAAAGCCGCAAAAUAUAUUUCGGAGCAGUUGUGAUAUCAAUUAAUUGAAUGGUUUAUUAGUUACUUUAUCAGUAUAUUUUAUUUAUUUUAUGUAAUCGUUUCUGCCAUACAUAUUGUCGUGUUAAUCAAUUCAUUAUUAUAUGUUUGUUUAGUAUAAUCGAUAUCAUUGAUAUAGUCUGAAUUUAAAGAUCACAUUUGAUGUUUCCUUGCUGCAGAAUGUUUGAAAAAUAUAUUUAUUUAUAAAAUGCAUCUUAUAUUUGGAACAUUUUAUUUUUGAAAUAUGUUUGGUGGUAUAUUGUUAAAUUAUUAAUACACUGAAUUCGAUGUAAUUGAAUAAAUUUUUAGUGUUUAGCUGUCUAUGUCGAUCUAUCACUCUUUUUGAUUUCUUAAAAUUGCUAUUAUAACUUGUACUUUCUUAAAUGAUCUCCUGUUUAUCUCUCUCUAAACCCUAGACAGAUAUUACUACCUAGAUAUAAGAGAUAUAGAAAUUUUUAGUAUGUUUGGGGUGUAACGGUUUCUUUGCCUUGCGGUGGGAAGGAGACAAACAAGUUUCAACUCUCCUGAAAUGUCCUCCUAAAAUGGCAGCUGCAGAAGUUCGAUCGUGACUGUGAAAGUGAAAGCAUCCAAAAUGUUAGUAAGUCUCACAGACUUAAUAGUAGGUAACCAUGUCGAUCUUUUCGAGGUAAGUAUACGCUAAAACUGCAAUAUUUUGUCAGUGUAACUUUAUAUUUUUAUUACAUUUAAAUAAUAAUGUAUACGUCUAUAGUUAGAAAUAGGAAUACGCUUCAAGAGGCACAAGUACGAGCAUGGUAGCUAUAAGUUUGCUUAUAUUAUUUAUAAAAAGACAUUCGCAUUUAUAACUUGUGAUCUCGGUACUUCUAAUUUUACGUCAAUUACGGAUACAACUAAAAAGCGUUAUUGGAAUAGAAAAAAAAUUGAAUGACAUAUGUAAUUUUAUAGAUUAUAAAUUACAUAAAAGUGUUAGAUGCAGAUUGUGCGAUAUAUCUAUAGGUAUAUGAAGCUCGACUCGUGAAAGAUGCACUUUUAGCAAUUCAGCUUUUUUUAUUAUUAUUAUGUAUAUACUUGUCUUAUGCUUUGUCUUUGAAAUAUACUAAUUUAGUUAAUAAUAAAAAUUUUGUUUUACUUUAAGCUUCUAUAACUUUUCCUUAUUUUUAAGCUUUUAUAACUUUUCCUUAUUGUGGUUUCAAAAUAAAUUGUACAUAAUUUGCUUAACCAAUUUUUGAUGUUUCGACUAAAAAUAAGAGGGAUAAUAUAUGUUUGCAUGAAAUAUAAACAAUUAAAAUUUUAGGUCUUUUAGAAACAAAAAUUAAGGAUAAUAACUUAGCUUAAGAUAAUGAAAUUAAUGCGUAUGUUGAUUAACAUACAACAUACUGAUAAACUGAUGUGUAAUCAAUAAGAAUUUUUUUGUUACAGAUAUUAAACCUUGCUACGUUCGACUUUCACGGCUCUCGCAGGAAGGCUGUCGCCAAACUAAACACCGUAUCCAUUUAGCUUUGCGUAAAAAACUUUUUUGUUCAAACAAUUGCGGGCGUUCCUUCGGAACUUUAAAUUCCAUGUUGAAGCAUCUGCAUUAUGAAUGCCAUUAUCCGCCAUCUCUAAUGUGUUCAUUCUGUAAUAAUUAUCGUUCGAGAUCGAUUACCAGUAUUUAUCAACACGUGCUUAAACGACAUAUAAAAAAAAA
Monomorium pharaonis (pharaoh ant) is the source of this 5158-nucleotide messenger RNA. Its product is annotated as zinc finger protein 568-like. Gene Ontology annotation, biological process: regulation of transcription by RNA polymerase II. The transcript is spliced from 2 exons. The record is from RefSeq and is a predicted model, not a curated record. Lineage: Eukaryota; Metazoa; Arthropoda; Insecta; Hymenoptera; Formicidae. Gene Ontology annotation, molecular function: RNA polymerase II cis-regulatory region sequence-specific DNA binding; DNA-binding transcription factor activity. The coding region runs from base 2970 to 3401 and encodes 143 amino acids.